CCGCAAGGUGGGCCCUCUCGCUUGCACCUCUACUACUACUGUUGCUGCUGUUACUGCUCAAACCUUUCGCUCUUCUUCAUCGCCAACACUUCACGAACUGUUUUUUUUACGUUAAUUUUUGUGGCAAAAAGACGGCAAUUAAAAAAGAGUGCAUACGCAAAAGUCCACGAGAAAGUGUUCAAAACGAAGCUGAAAAGUUGAACCGCCUAAUCGAAAGCAUUCCCAAACAAAACGGAACGACUAAGCUGUAAUUUUUUGUCGCGUUGUUAAAAUUUGCAUUGGAAGAGGACGGCUCAGGCAGGUGGCUAAAGAGCCUGCAAGCGCGCAAAGCCAAUAAACGAAAGGUGGAAACUGAAGUGCGCAAGUGGCACGAGCAGCGACAACAACAAAUGCAAAUGCGCCGGCUAGACUAGAAAUACUUUAAAGCGGUCAAAAGUGCAAUAAUAAUAAGAACUAUUAACAAUAUUGAGGCCGGUUGUCGAGAACAACAAGAGCAACAACUACGCUUAGCUUGUUGUGUGUGCCACAAGUGAGUGUGUAACGAUACAUACACACACCUACUAUAUACAUAUAUAUAUAAAUAUAUAUCUAUAUAGAUAUAUAGAGAAGGAGAUAGCGAGAGGAAGAGAGACAGUCGUUGAAUUGCUAAUUUGCGGCCGUUCCACAGACCGAAACCGGCUAAAAAACGUUGAGAAAAAAAUUCGCUACAAAGCUACAAAAAACUGUUGUUGCCGACAUCGCCAACGCAUCAGCAACAACAGCUGUAACAACAGCAACUGAACAACAACAGCAGCAACAAAAAAAGACACAGAGAGAAAAACAAAACGCGUAGGCGAACGCAUACAAGCAUCCGUAGACAAAAAACAACAACAAAAAAGCAAUAAUAAUAACAACAAUAACAACAACAGCAGUUAACAGCAAAAAGCAGUCAAUCAGACUGCCAGCGUGAUUCACAGCAGCAGCAGCUAAAACAACAACAACAACGUCGUCGCCGUCGUCUCAAAAUGAAUUCUGAGCAUGGAUUUAAUCCAGCCUUCAAUAUGGCCACCAUACGCCAGGCAUUCACAGAGGCCGUUGAAAGAGUCAGAAUGCCGACACCCACACGCCUACGCGAUCUCAUAAGACAGAUACGCGCCGCACGCACCGCCGCCGAGGAGCGGGCGGUGGUUAACAAGGAAUGCGCCUACAUACGCAGCACAUUUCGUGAGGAGGACUCGGUCUGGCGCUGCCGGAAUAUUGCCAAGUUGCUUUACAUACACAUGCUCGGCUAUCCGGCGCACUUCGGUCAAUUGGAAUGCCUGAAGUUAACUGCCAGCACGCGUUUCACAGACAAGCGAAUUGGAUAUUUGGGCGCUAUGUUGUUGCUUGACGAGCGGCAAGAUGUGCAUCUGCUGAUUACGAAUUGUUUGAAAAACGAUUUGAACAGCUCAACGCAAUUUGUUGUGGGUCUGGCGCUUUGCACUCUGGGCGCGAUUGCCUCGCCGGAGAUGGCACGCGAUCUGGCCAGCGAGGUGGAGCGUCUGAUGAAGUCCCCGAACACGUAUAUACGGAAAAAAGCGACGCUGUGCGCCUUCCGCGUCAUACGUAGAGUGCCAGAGCUGAUGGAAAUAUUUUUACCGGCCACGCGCUCCCUGCUCAGCGAGAAGAAUCAUGGCAUUCUGAUUACUGGCGUUACGCUCAUUACGGAGAUGUGCGAGAAUAGUGCGGACACUUUAUUGCAUUUCAAAAAGGAUAGCGGAAAUCGAGAGAUCGUGCCGAACCUCGUGCGCAUACUGAAGAAUCUGAUACUCGGCGGCUAUUCGCCUGAGCACGAUGUGAGCGGAGUCAGUGAUCCGUUCUUGCAAGUCAAAAUUCUACGACUGCUGCGCAUCCUCGGCCACAACGAUCCAGAUGCAUCGGAAGCGAUGAACGAUAUAUUGGCACAGGUAGCCACCAAUACAGAGACGAGCAAGAAUGUCGGCAACACUAUACUCUAUGAGACAGUGCUAUCCAUCAUGGAUAUACGCUCCGAGGGCGGUCUGCGUGUGCUGGCAGUUAAUAUUCUGGGGCGAUUUCUACUCAACUCAGACAAGAAUAUACGAUAUGUGGCUCUGAACACGCUGCUGAGGACUGUGCAUGCGGAUACGUCGGCCGUUCAGCGACAUCGUACGACCAUAUUGGAGUGUCUGAAGGACCCGGAUGUGUCGAUACGUCGUCGGGCCAUGGAGCUGUCGUUUGCGCUGAUCAAUGCACAAAAUAUACGUACAAUGACCAAAGAGUUGCUGCUCUUCCUCGAGAAGGCCGAUGCAGAGUUUAAGGCGCAGUGCAGCUCGGGCAUGAUAUUGGCCGCUGAGCGCUAUUCGCCGAACACACGCUGGCACUUGGACACGCAGCUGAGUGUGCUGAUUGCCGCCGGAAAUUAUGUGCGGGAUGAUGUGGUCUCCUCCACCAUACAGCUGGUUUCGAGCAGCCCCGUGUCGGAACAGACGUACAUCACGAAUCGGUUCUGGGAGUCGUUGCAGGUGACCAAUCAUUGUGAGGACAAGCAGCCGUUGCUACAGGUUGCCGUUUGGGCCAUAGGCGAGUACGGCGACUUGUUUAUGUACGGCGCCAACGAUGAUGAGUUUGAACGUCCCACUGAGAGCGAUUUAAUCGCAGUGUAUCAUAAGUUUUUAACUUCUGCUCAAGUCUCUACCACAAGCAAACAAUAUGCGCUGGUCUCGUUGGCCAAGCUCAGCACACGUUUGCAGCAGUGUGUGGAAGAAGUGCAGGCGCUGAUCACCUCGUUUGGCAGCCAUCUGAAUGUGGAUUUGCAACAGCGCGGCGUGGAGUUCACACAACUGUUUGGUAACUAUAAACACUUGCGUCCGCCGCUGCUGGAGAAGAUGCCCGCCAUGCAGAUCAGUCGCAUCAGCUCACAGAAUGGCGAAAGCAGCGGCUCCUUCGAUGACAACAGUCCCGAUGUCAUCGAAAAUGGCAUCGAGGGAAACAGCAGCGGUCAUCAGUUAAUCGAAAGCAAUAUGAACACCCUUGGCGACAAUACGAAUAUUUUACUCGACUUGCUGGGCAGUGCUGAUCUAUCGUCCGGCGUCAGUGAUGCGGCCGUAGCCACAGAUCUGUCCAAUGCUGUGCAUAAAAAGAAUACACGCAAUGCGAACGAUGGUGGUGGCGGCGGUGGCACCACCACUACCAAUAAUUCCGUCGUCUCUAAUAAUCAGGAUCUGCUCGACUUACUCGGCCUCGAUAUGUCGACGCCAUCGAGCGGCAGUCUGGCAACAGAUCCCAGCAGUGCCGCCAACAUGAAUAAUAUGCUCGACGGCCUAGACCUGGGCUUCGGCAUUAUGGAUGGGCCCCCAAAUCCCACAAAUGGCAAUGAUUUGACGGGCAUGUUGGGCGGUCUCGGCACUGCGCCUGCGCCAGUUGUGGCCGCAAGCGGACUGCUCGGCGACCUUAAUCCCACAGCGGCAUCAAAUAACGUGGCAGCGCAACAGCAGCCACCAGCACCUCAGGCUCAACCAGCUCUCCAGAUGACUGCGCUAAACAAGAAUGGGCUGCUUGUUCAAUUAGAGCCUGUGACGGGCAACGACUGCAUGCAAAUCUUUAUGACAACCACAAAUAGCUCAGACAAUACAUUGGAGCAGUAUCUUCUGCAGGCGGCGGUGCAGAAGAGCUUUAGGCUGCAAAUGUUAACGCCAUCAGACUCAGUGUUACCCCCAGGCGGCGUUAUAACGCAGGAAAUGCGAGUCGUUGCCACGUCCAAUGCUGUUCUGCGGAUGCGUCUGCGCAUAUCAUAUGAACUGGAUGGCCAGCAGGUGGUGGAGCAGACAGAGGUGAGCGGAUUCCCGGAGCAGCAGCCAUCGAACGAAUAGAAGUGUAUUAAAGCGAGUGAUGCGAGCGUUAGUCUAAUGUUUAAAUACAACUACAACAACAAAAACAAGAAAACUUAUACACACACACAGACACACAGCUUAUGGUUCUGCAUUGAACAGUCAAGAGGCGCAGUUUGGCACACAACUGUUUCGUUAUCGUCAGUCGUCAGUCGUCAGUCUGAAGGUAUAAAUGCUUACAUAUGUACACCAACACACACACACACACACACACAUACAUACAUAAUAUACCUUUAAAUAUUGUAAAAUAGGUUAACAAAUACACACACACACAUUUACACUUGGUUAGAGUGCAGCAGAAAGAGAAACAGUUUGCCGUUUGCCGACCCACAUUCUUAAGCAAGAUAUAUAGUAUAAAUUAACGCCCUUUUAUUUAUAAUUUAUAUACACACACAUACAUAUACAUAUAUAUGCUUGCAUAACUCUUGAAAGGUUUGUCCAACGAUUAACAAUUUUGUAUCCAUUAGUGACGCGUUCAAUUCCUUCUACUAUUUUAUGGCAAUUUUAUUUAUAUUCUUAAAAAUAUGCCUCUUUUUCGUAUCUUGUAACUUUGUGUUUAAAAGACAAGACAUUGCGUUUUAAUUGUAAGACAAUAAAGUCAUUUUUGAAGCCUA
This is a messenger RNA of Scaptodrosophila lebanonensis, 4480 nucleotides long. RefSeq names its product AP-1 complex subunit gamma-1 (gene AP-1gamma). Gene Ontology annotation, molecular function: clathrin-cargo adaptor activity. NCBI's taxonomy places the organism in Eukaryota, Metazoa, Arthropoda, Insecta, Diptera, Drosophilidae. The coding region runs from base 1005 to 3848 and encodes 947 amino acids. The record is from RefSeq and is a predicted model, not a curated record. Gene Ontology annotation, cellular component: membrane coat; Golgi apparatus; AP-1 adaptor complex. Gene Ontology annotation, biological process: intracellular protein transport; receptor-mediated endocytosis; Golgi to vacuole transport. The transcript has 16 exons.